CAUCCUUGAGUAGGGAAAGCUCUCUCCUUUCAUCAGUGGUGCGAGUCAAGGCACCGGGGGCGAUUUCGGAACAUCAUAAAAGGACAGCACACGCUCCCUCCACGUCACACUCUCUCUCUCUGACUCAGAGCACAUAUCUUCAAUAACGUCGCGACAGCUCGCUCGAGAUCGGAGUAGCAGGUCAAGUGCUGGUGAUCCACAAUUCGUGUUCACUCUAAAUGGGGAGCAACAAUUUCGUGGACGGUGUUCGUCGCUGGUUCCAUCGUCGCUCGUCCACGACUGUCCCAAACAACCAGCACAACCAUCCCGACCAAAAUAGCGGCAACGGUUACCGCAACUCCCGUUGUGGGAAGCGUCACGUGUCCUUGAGCGAAUCUCACGCUCGAUCCCCGAACGGUGGGGGCGACGCUAGCGAAAGCCGGGAACAAAAGGGGAAUCUCGCGAUCGUUGGGGAUUUUGGCAUCUCCGGACUGUCUCUGAUCAAAGUUCAUAAACGGACCCACUUCAAUAUGGCUGCCGAUUCUCAGAAAAAGGGAACUCCUGAAGCAGAUUUUUUUACGGAGUACGGUGAAGCUAGUCAAUAUCAAAUUCAAGAAGUUAUUGGGAAAGGAAGCUAUGGUGUGGUUGGUUCUGCUACCGAUACCCACACUGGAGAAAGAGUCGCAAUUAAGAAAAUCAAUGAUGUUUUUGAGCACGUUUCUGAUGCCACUCGCAUUCUCAGAGAAAUAAAGCUCCUUCGGCUGCUUCGUCAUCCAGAUGUUGUGGAAAUCAAGCAUAUCAUGCUUCCUCCCUCACGGCGGGAAUUCAGGGACAUAUAUGUUAUAUUCGAGCUGAUGGAAUCAGAUCUUCACCAAGUUAUUAAGGCGAAUGAUGAUCUUACCCCUGAGCACUAUCAGUUUUUCUUGUACCAGCUUCUUCGUGGUCUAAAAUAUAUUCAUGCCGCUAAUGUUUUCCAUAGAGAUUUAAAACCGAAAAAUAUUCUUGCUAAUGCUGAUUGUAAAUUAAAGAUCUGCGAUUUUGGGCUUGCCCGUGUAUCCUUCAACGACGCUCCAUCAGCUAUAUUCUGGACCGAUUAUGUUGCAACUCGGUGGUAUCGAGCUCCGGAACUCUGUGGUUCUUUCUUCUCCAAAUAUACCCCGGCGAUUGAUAUUUGGAGCAUAGGAUGCAUAUUUGCGGAAAUGCUCACAGGAAAACCGCUAUUUCCGGGGAAAAAUGUGGUGCAUCAACUGGAUCUGAUGACUGAUUUGCUUGGCACUCCUCCUCCUGAAGCCAUUGCAAGGAUUCGGAAUGAAAAGGCUAGAAGGUACCUUAGUAACAUGCGGAAGAAACAACCUGUUCCUUUCAAACAAAAGUUCCCUAAUGCAGAUCCACUGGCUCUUCGCCUGCUGGAGCGCCUUCUUGCAUUUGACCCUAAAGAUCGUCCGACUGCUGAAGAGGGACUAGCUGAUCCUUAUUUUCAUGGUUUGGCCAAUUUGGAUCGUGAACCAUCCGCUCAACCCAUCUCAAAACUUGAGUUUGAGUUCGAGAGAAGAAAACUGACGAAAGAUGAUGUCAGAGAGUUAAUUUACCGUGAGAUAUUAGAGUAUCAUCCUCAGAUGCUCCAGGAGUAUCUUCGUGGAGGAGAUCAAAUAAGCUUCAUGUACCCAAGUGGUGUUGAUCGAUUCAAGCGACAGUUUGCCCAUCUGGAGGAGCACUACGGUAAAGGCGAAAGAAGCAUGCCAAUCCUAAGGCAAAAUGCUUCAUUGCCGAGGGAGAGAGUUUGCGAACCUAACAAUGAUGGCGAGAAUCCAGGUGCCUCUGUUGCCACCAGCCCUUCAAAGGCAGCGCAGCAGUCUAAUAAUUUGGGAAAUCCAAAUUCCGAUGCGCAACAUGAUCCCAACCAACCAAAUAGUACACGUUGCUUAUUGAAGAGUGCCAGCAUCAGUGCUUCCAAGUGCAUUGGCGUUCAGGGAAGAGAAACCGAGCAUGAGGAGGCUGAAGUGAAUGAUGAGGCUAUUGAUGGGUUGUCUCGAAAGGUCGAGGCUCUCCAUGCUUGAUGACUUCAACUCCAUUCAAGAAAGGGAUCACCGACGAGUUCGUGUCCGGUGGCUAUCACCAUAGAAUAAUGCUCAACAUUUGUCACAGUUCACGAUCCCUUUUCCUGCAGGUAGACCUACAAAUAUAAGUUUGUCCAGGUUAACCUUUUCAUUCAGCAUUCUAGCAUGAAGUGGAGACGUUCUUUUGUUCCGUGAAUCGCUGGCUUUGUUAUUGAACUAUAAAAUUGUGCGGUUUUGUUUUUGCAGCGCUCUGCCUGACGGAGAAGUUUUUGAUAUUAAGGUAGAGAAUUUUGCGUAAGAAUCCGUAGACGUGCUUUGGCUGUCAUGUGUAUUAGUUUCCUAUUGACAAUUUGUUGGAGCCCUUACUUGUACAUAUGGAUAAAUCAGUUGAUUUACAAAGUUAAUCCCUUUUUUCAUCA
Messenger RNA from Rhodamnia argentea, 2455 nucleotides. Its product is annotated as mitogen-activated protein kinase 9-like. Gene Ontology annotation, molecular function: ATP binding; MAP kinase activity. Gene Ontology annotation, biological process: intracellular signal transduction; protein phosphorylation. Bases 219 to 2036 code for a protein of 605 amino acids. Gene Ontology annotation, cellular component: nucleus; cytoplasm. Lineage: Eukaryota; Viridiplantae; Streptophyta; Magnoliopsida; Myrtales; Myrtaceae. The transcript is spliced from 11 exons. The record is from RefSeq and is a predicted model, not a curated record.